This is a messenger RNA of Cadophora gregata, 1368 nucleotides long. It is a transcript of the gene STR3, whose product is annotated as cystathionine beta-lyase. The transcript is spliced from 2 exons. NCBI's taxonomy places the organism in Eukaryota, Fungi, Ascomycota, Leotiomycetes, Helotiales, Ploettnerulaceae. The record is from RefSeq and is a predicted model, not a curated record. Gene Ontology annotation, cellular component: cytoplasm. Gene Ontology annotation, molecular function: pyridoxal phosphate binding. Gene Ontology annotation, biological process: 'de novo' L-methionine biosynthetic process; transsulfuration. Bases 1 to 1368 code for a protein of 455 amino acids.
AUGUCCACACCGCCAGGGCCUUCAGGAGGAGCUGGCAAGCUCAAUGGUAUUGGGAAAGCCGUUUCUCAAAUGGAUCUUGAUGGUCAUGAUCUGCCACCCUCGCCAGCACCUUCUAGCCCUCGAAACGGCCGAAAAUAUGCUCUGGCCACAGAAUUGGUGUACACCGAGAGCAAGGACCAGUAUGGAGCAUCGAGCAUGCCCAUCUACCAGUCUGCCACUUUCAAGCAAACAUCUGCGAAUGGAGGAAACGAGUACGACUACACAAGAUCGGGAAAUCCUACCCGAACACAUUUGGAGCGACAUCUGGCGAAGAUCAUGAAUGCCACGAGAGCACUGGUAGUUGGGUCUGGAAUGGGAGCGCUGGAUGUUAUCACAAGAAUCUUACGACCUGGAGACGAAGUCAUAACUGGCGACGAUUUGUAUGGCGGAACAAACAGACUGUUGACAUACAUGUCACAGAACCACGGCAUCAUCGUUCGCCAUGUUGAUACCACCAAUCCCGAAACGGUCAGAGGAGUUGUAUCGCCAAAGACAGCUAUGGUACUGCUGGAGACACCCACCAACCCCCUCAUCAAAAUUGUCGAUAUCCCAUCGAUCGCGAAGAUCGUUCAUGAUUCAAACGAGAAGGCUUUGGUUGUGGUUGACAACACUAUGCUGUCACCCAUGCUCUGCAACCCUCUUGAACUUGGUGCCGAUAUUGUUUACGAGUCAGGGACAAAAUAUCUGUCAGGACAUCACGAUAUCAUGGCCGGUGUUCUAGCAUUCAACGACCCAGCGAUUGGAGACAAGAUGUAUUUCACAAUAAACUCAACAGGCUGCGGAUUGGCACCAAACGACGCUUUCCUGCUCAUGAGAGGUAUCAAGACUCUUGCUAUCCGCAUGGAGAAGCAACAAGCAAAUGCUCAAAGAAUCGCCGAGUUCCUCGAGUCGCAUGGGUUCCGCGUUCGCUACCCAGGUCUUAAAUCCCAUCCGCAAUACGACCUACACUGGUCCAUGGCGAGAGGAGCAGGAGCUGUACUGUCAUUCGAGACUGGGGAUGUAGGCUUGUCUGAGCGUAUCGUUGAAGCUGCUCGAUUAUGGGGAAUCAGUGUCAGUUUUGGUUGUGUCAACAGUUUGAUCAGCAUGCCAUGCCAGAUGAGUCACGCGAGCAUUGACGCGAAAGUGAGAAAGGAGCGACAAAUGCCGGAAGAUAUCAUUAGACUGUGUGUUGGUAUCGAGGAUGCAGACGAUUUAAUUGACGACUUGAGUCGAGCUUUGGUACAAGCUGGAGCCGUCACCGUAACAUUAGAUGGCUUUCAUGCCACCGGCCCUGCUAGAGCGUUGGCAGACAUCCCAAUAGAGGAGUCCGAUGCAAAUGGUGCACCAUAG